Messenger RNA from Sclerotinia trifoliorum, 1578 nucleotides. The record is from the annotation of a GenBank genome assembly. Lineage: Eukaryota; Fungi; Ascomycota; Leotiomycetes; Helotiales; Sclerotiniaceae.
ACCAAAUUCUUUCAAUUAAGUUUUCGCUCAUCCAGGGUCGGAAAUAAAUCAUUUUUCUCUUCACUGCUGAGGAUUACUUUCAUGUUUCAGCUAAUAUGGCGUCGGGCCUUUUUUCUCUCUCCGGAUCACUUUCCUCUUUCUUCCCCGCACCGGUCGCUUUUCUCACACAACUCACUAUCUCGUCAGCUGCUGUAGGGCUCACACCUGCCUACUCUUUCAUACGCCUCGCCUCUCUCCCGUUAAUCUCAGCAUGCGUCUACUCCAUUUUGCACGUUGCCAAGUUGCAGAUGCGGCCACGCUGGGCCUCAUUAAUUGGCGGCGCAAGCUUCAUGUUCCUGCUACAGUAUCUGGACUUAGCGCUAGUGAAUCAAUGGAACUCGGACGAUUUGGGGCCAGUAUUGCCCAAAGAUCAUGCUAUGAGAGAGAAAUAUGAGAAACGGGAAGGAUCUAACGAAAUCCAUGCGACAAAUGACAGUGUGUGGUCGAAAUUCUGCUGGGCAUGGAGCAGUAUGUUCGCUUUAAGACACGUCAAUACUAAGUACGAAGCCCGAAAUACGCCUGUAUUUAAAGAUUCGGAUCCGAGCUUCGUUCCCUCCAAGGGUGCCUUUUUGAUCAGAGAAAGUACAAUUGCUCUUAUCUGCUACCUCUUGCUCGACCUCAUGUCACAGCGUCCACCCUCGCCUAAUGCCCCGCAGCUUUUUGACGAAGCCCUAAUCCCCGUAUUUCGAAGGCUGAGUGAGGUAACGCUGCCACAACUCCGACUUCGUGCAUUGAGUAUCGCCGGCUUUGCCGUAACCUUCUGGGCUCUGAUACGAGGCUAUUCGGCUGCGGCAGGGGUAGUAACGGUGGCACUCGGUGUUAACGAGCCACGAGACUGGCGGCCGCAAUUUGGCAGCUUAAAACUGGCGUAUAGUUUGCGGAACUUCUGGGGGUUAGUUUUAUUUUUAUAUCACUUUGAAGUGUCUUAUAGCUGACAGCGGAACAGGAAGGUUUGGCAUCAAAACCUACGCAGCCUACUUACUGGCCCUGCUGCAAAGAUCACAUACGAUGUGCUUCAUUUAUCGAGGGGAUCGGUUCCAGCACGCCUCUGUAGCUUGUUUAUCACCUUUUUUCUCUCCGGUGUAAUGCACUCGUGUGCUGGUAUCGCUGCGGGAAUGUCGCCCAAGCAGCUUAAUGUGGUACAUUUCUUCGUCACACAGGCGCUAGGUAUAGUGGUGGAAGAUUUUGUGUCUCUAGCUUUCUCUAAGAUGAUGGGCCAGAAGGAUAAAAAGAAGAAGACUGGGCCUCCUUCGCUUGCUCAAAGACUUAUCGGAUACCUUUGGGUAGCUGCAUUCAUGACUUGGUCCGGACCGGUAUGGUUAUAUCCCCAAGCAUCAAGACCGGUACUUCCAGGAACAAAUAGCAGUUUUUUGCCCUAUAGCAUUAUAAGAGCCUGGAAGAUGGGGGAUUUACGUGCAGGCUAGAAGGACGUUGUAAUCCGUUGAUUUCAUUGGCUCACAUAGCACUGCUUAGAGUAACUUCAACACCAAUUUCUAUGGAUAGUUUGACAAACAAGUGACAAUGUGUUUCGGAGUCUUG